AUGGCUAGUCUGACGAACCGUGGAUCUGACGGCCGUACGAAUGGAAGUUGCGAGUCGGCAGGAGCAAAGCUGAAGUGCCUUGAUUCUGACGCUGGCAGUAGCAGGAAAAAGGAAGAGGAAGAGAAAGGUGAUGUGAAGGAGGCACACUUGUUACAGCUUCAAACGUUGGAAGAGCAGGUGAAGGGUAUGGAUGCCUGGCUGGUGGCACUUCAGAACGAGCAAAGUGGACUUGGUCAGUGCACUGGGGCAAACGGAGGGGUAGGAGAGCAAGCGGAAGAGGAAGCUGAAGAGGAAGAGGAAGAGGAAGAGGAAGAGGAAGAGCAAGAGGAAGAGGAAGAAGACUAUGAUGUGAGAGAAGCACGCUUGUCACGUUCCUUUCAAGAGUUGGUAGAGCAGGGGAAGUGUGUGGAUGCCUGGCUGCGGACUCUUCAGAACGAGCAAGGUGGAUUAGAUCAGUGCACUGGGGCAAACGGAGGGGCAGCAGAGCAAGCGGACGAGCAAGCGGAAGAGCAAGCAGAAGAGGAAGAGGAAGAGGAAGAGGAGGAGGAAGACGAAGAGGAGGGGGAAGAGGAAGAGGAAGAGGAGGAGGAAGAGGAGGAGGAAGAGGAGGAGGAAGAGGGAGAGGAAGAGGAAGAGGUAGAUGAAGUAGACUAUGCUGCGAGAGAAGCACGCUUGUCAAAGUCCCUUCUGGAGUUCGAAGAGAAGGUGAAUACUAAUGCAAUACUGCAGCGGGCACCCUGCUCUGGCGUCCAAAUCGACCAGGGUGAACCGGGUCAGCCCGACGGGACAAUCCGAACGGCAGCAGAGAGAGCAAGAGCUGAGGAAAGCCCGAAGCCGCUCCAGCUGCUGUCUCGGGCGGACAUGGUUCACUACUUGGACGUGACGGGUGGGUGGGAUCGCGAUCUCUGCGAGUGCUGCUUUGACCGGGCAGUGAGCAAGAGAGCGCAACGAGCACUCGCCAUAAAGAGCCUGGAGGACGUACAUUACCGCCACCUGUGCAGACACCAGCCGUAUUGCAUCCCCGCCGCAGCACCCGAGCAGCAGGAGCAGCAAGUCAAUUUGGAGUACUUUAUUCGGGCAGAGCUGGCGGUGCAGGAGGAACAGCAAGAGGGACGCCUACAACAAGAGGGACGUGGAAUCCGGCCAGAGGAGGAGUUUGCGUGGAAGGUGAGCAUGGCGCCUCUCUUCUGUGCGGAAGCGAUGCUGCUCGAGUGGAUGGCUGAGCCUCGUGUGGGCGUGCUCAUGGACCUUGGGAGGAUCCGAUCCCGCCUGCCUUCCAUUCUGGGUACGGCGAACGCUGCAGCAGAUGUGUUGUCGUCUCCAGCUGCAUCUGCUGCUGCUGCUGCUGCUGCUGCUGCUACUGCUGCUGCUGCUGCUGCUGCUGCUGCUGCUGCUGCUGCUGCUGCUGCUGCUGCUGCUGCUGCUGCUGCUGCUGCUGCUGCUGCUGCUGCUGCUGCUGCUGCUGCUGCUGCUGCUGCUACUGCUGCUGCUCCAGCUACUGCUGCUGCUGCUGCUGCUGCUUCCGCGGCAUGGUCCUGCUGCUGGCGCUGCAGCAGUUGCUGGGCUGCCUACCGCCGUGCUGUCAACUUCGCGACCUCCCUUGUUCUUGUAGCGAGAUCUUCCCGCAUUGUGACACUAUGGAGGGCUCACUUGUACUCGUAUUUGGCCGCCUGGCCAGCAAUUCUGGCCGAGCUAGGGGCGGGCAGGCAGGCAGAAAAUGACUGCCUUGCGUCCAUGCUGGUGCAGGUGCUUGGGGUGAAGGAGAGUGCUGACCUGCAGGAAGGGUUUGGGUUUUUUGUGCAGCAUGUGCUGUCAGGCGGGCUGGAGAAAGUACAUGGAGAGGGGAGGGGGGGAGACGGGAAGAGAGCUGCUGAGGAGGAUCAUACAGAGGGGAAGGCUUUUGAGACGUCUCAACAGACGCAUGCAGAGGGGAAGGGGGGAUGUGAGGGUGUGGGAGAAGCGAGUGCAGAACAGACGGGAGGACAUGUGGCGCUGGAGCGGGUGGUUGGUGGAGGAAGAUGGGGAGAGAGAAGGCCCGUGGGGGGAUUGUUGGAUGCUUCACAUGGGAAGGAGGAUGAGAGGCACGGGGAGGAGGGAGAGAGCAAGGGAGAGGUCCAAGGGGUUGCUAGCAAGUGCAGAAGGAUAAGGAAAGACUUGAAGUGGAGGGAGAAUGCGAAAGGGCUCGUAUGGAGGAGGUAUGUGGAUGGCAUGGCUUGGAUUUUGGAGCAUGGAGGGGGGGAAGGGAGGGAGAUCAGGUGCAGCACCUGCAUUGAGGAGGGUAGCAGCAGCAGCAGUAGCAGCAGCAGUAGCAGCAGCAGUAGCAUCAGUAACAGCAGCAGCAACAUGUUCGGUUCGGGUGCCAGCAGUACGAGCAGCAGUGCUCCCAAGGGCAUGCAUGUGAGUGGUGUAGGUGCGACUGACUUCGCCCUCGCUGUCACCGCAGCGUUGCUGAAACCAGAGCACUGGAAGGAAGCGCAGAUGUACUUCCAUGAUGCGAACCCUGUGGGCAAGGUGCAGGUAGAGAAGGCAGCUAUACAUGUAGCCAGGAAGAGGCUUCUGCAGCAUCGUUUCAAGCAAAAAAUGGGGGCGGAUGGAGGAGAAGGGGCGGGUGUAGGAGCAGCUCAGCCCACUAUAUCCGUUGCUACAAAUGCUGGGCUCGUGUCAGAUGAUAGGCUCUUGCCUGUCAAAAGACUUUUGCCUGUCAAUACGAGCUUUGUGGUUGCUGCCUUCACCUAUCGGGUCCGUUGCAUCUUGCAGUGGGUCCGAAUCUACGGCCCAGAUUCCAUCUCAAGAAGCCAGUGCUCGAAUGACGGCUCUCAGAGCCAGGUACGGGUUAUGCGCCACCCACUUCGGGACCUUCCAAGCCUGCUGGUCAGGUUUGGCGCCAUUCCCACGCCUUUGGAGGGAAGCAGCGUUCCUUUGGAGUGGGAGGAGUGGCCUCGGGGCGAUGAAGCUGCCGUGAAGUUUCCUGUCAACCCGAAAGAGCGAUGUUUUGGGCUUGGGAUUGUGGAGGAGUGCGGUGGAGCAGCAGAGAAGUGUAACCCACCUCCUCCUCAGCGCACAUCUGAAGCAGGAGGAAAGAGCAGGAGUGCAAGGGGAAAACGCUCUAAGGCAGCAGGGCCAGGAUCCAGUGUGGAAGCCGAAGCGAGCAGAGCAGGGAAGGGAUCCGAUGGGAAAGCCAAAGCACAUCCAAACAACGAGCAGAGAGUCACACUACCGCCCCCCAGAAGGAAGCUUCCUAUCGUGCGCUGCCAGGCAGAUGUGGACUUGCUAGUGGGGCUAGCCGGGUACGUCAUGGACCCGCCUGCAUGCUCCCACUGCACCCGCUGCUCCACUGACUUCAUGGCAUUCGCAUGCACUGCUGCUGUCAUCGCCAACUUUGCAUACCGCCCUGUCAGCCACCUCUUCUCACGGGUUCUCUCGACGUUCCCGCCGUCCUCCCCUGGGUUUGUCAAGCUGGUGGAGUGUCUGGACCUCCCUGCACCCCUGCCCAGGCCUGUGAACGUGCGUAUGCUGCUGGAGCGAGCGGAGCAGGUGCCUCUGUAUUUCCUCAUUCACAUGGCUAUGUGGUGCGCUCAUCCUCUUAUAAAGAACGAUUUGGUCGAGCGGGAAUGCAGUGGAAAAGGGAAGGAGGGGACAGGUGGGAGGUUGAAGGUGCGAAGCUGCUGGGAUUGUGAGAAGGGUCAGGAGAACGGUGGAGAGGUGUGGGAGGAGGUGGUGAUGUGGUAUUCCUCGGUGAUGGCUGCGUGGAGAUUCAACGUUGGGGGCGAGGGAGAGAGCGAGGAGUGCAGAGGAACCAGGAAGCAAGAGAGGCCGGAAAGGGGGUGGGACAUUACAUGGAUUCUUGAGGCAGCGAUCGUCCCGAGCAUCGGUGUUGCUGCUGCUGCUGCUGCUGCUGCUACUGCUGCUGGUGCAGCUGGUGCUGCUUCAGAUGUCCAAGGCCGUGUGUGCGGUGCUGCGGGGUGUGGGAGGGUGGAGGCUGGUGGUGGUGUGAAGCUGAGGAGUUGCGGUGGGUGUGGCAAGGUGGGGUAUUGCAGCAGAGACUGCCAGAAGGCGCACUGGCCCGCCCACAAGCUCACAUGCCCCGGCAGGACCAGUGGGAAGAGGCGUGGGAAGGAUGGGAACAGAGAUGGGUGCGAGAAAAUCGGCAAGGAGAGUGUUUGUGAGGGUAGUGGCGACAGCGGUGGUAAGGAAAGUGGAGUGAAUGGUGGAAAGAUGAUUGGCGAGGUCAGUUGCCUAGGGACAUGCAAGGACAGGUUUGAAAGCAUUCGUGAGGAGAGCUGGAUGAGGGGUGGCGAAGUUGCGGGAAGGAAGGAAGAGUAA
Molecule: messenger RNA, 4323 nt
Organism: Closterium sp. Naga37s-1
Lineage: Eukaryota; Viridiplantae; Streptophyta; Zygnematophyceae; Desmidiales; Closteriaceae
Source: the annotation of a GenBank genome assembly